This is a messenger RNA of Corylus avellana, 2409 nucleotides long. It is a transcript of the gene GFAT, whose product is annotated as putative glucosamine-fructose-6-phosphate aminotransferase. Gene Ontology annotation, molecular function: carbohydrate derivative binding; L-glutamine:D-fructose-6-phosphate transaminase (isomerizing) activity. NCBI's taxonomy places the organism in Eukaryota, Viridiplantae, Streptophyta, Magnoliopsida, Fagales, Betulaceae. The record is from RefSeq and is a predicted model, not a curated record. Gene Ontology annotation, biological process: protein N-linked glycosylation; UDP-N-acetylglucosamine metabolic process; fructose 6-phosphate metabolic process.
AUCGGUCCAUCCCUCUCCCUCUCUCUCUUUUAUUUAAAUAAAAUUAAUAAAGUGUAUUGCCUCUUCAGCCCAGAAGGAAGAGGAAGAAGAAGAAGAAAGAGAGAGAGACAGAGAGAGAAAGGAAGAAUGUGUGGGAUAUUUGCGUAUUUGAAUUUCAAUGUGAAGAAGGAGAGGCGCUACAUUCUGCAGGUGCUCUUCAAUGGCCUCAGGCGUUUGGAGUACAGAGGCUACGAUUCCGCCGGCAUCGCCAUCGACUCCGACAACAAUUCCUCAUCGUCCUCCGAAAAUUCCGUCGUCUGUCCGCCUCCUCUCGUCUUCCGCCGCGAGGGAAACAUUGAGUCCCUUGUCAAAUCUGUCUACCAUGAGGUCGCUGAAACGGAUUUAAAUUUGGAGGAAUCUUUUUCCAUCCAUGCUGGCAUAGCGCACACCAGGUGGGCAACUCAUGGAGAGCCAUCUCCGAGGAACAGUCAUCCUCAGAGCUCUGAUGAUGGAAACGAGUUCUUGGUUGUUCAUAAUGGUGUUAUUACUAAUUAUGAGGUCUUAAAGGAGACGCUAGUCCGACAUGGGUUCACCUUUGAAUCUGAAACAGAUACAGAAGUAAUUCCGAAGCUUGCCAAAUUUGUUUUUGACAAAGCAACUGAAGGAGGUGACCGGACUGUCACAUUUAGUCAAGUGGUGCUUGAAGUUAUGAGGCAUCUUGAAGGAGCAUAUGCUCUUAUUUUUAAAAGCCGGCAUUAUCCAAAUGAAUUGAUUGCUUGCAAACGUGGCAGCCCAUUGGUCUUAGGUGUAAAAGAAUUGACAGAAGACGCAAGCAAUGGAUCGGCAUUUCAUGAUGAUAAAUUUGUUUCAAAGAAUGGAAACCCCAAAGAACUUUUCUUAUCCAGUGAUGCCAAUGCUCUAGUUGAACACACAAAGAAAGUUUUGGUAAUUGAGGAUGGUGAAGUAGUUCACCUUAAGGAUGGAGGAGUAUCAAUUCUCAAGUUCGAUAAUGACAAAGAAAAACAUGGCAAUUCCCUUGCUCGACCUGCUUCAGUGCAACGUGCAUUAUCUGUUCUUAUGAUGGAGGUUGAACAAAUAAAUAAAGGAAAGUACGAGCAUUAUAUGCAGAAAGAAAUUCAUGAACAACCGGAAUCUUUAAAAACCACAAUGAGGGGGAGGCUUAUUCGUGGAGGUUCCUCCAAAGCCAAGACUGUUCUUUUGGGUGGGCUGAAGGAUCACCUUAAAACAAUAAGGCGUAGCAGGCGGAUUGUUUUCAUUGGUUGUGGAACAAGCUACAAUGCUGCUUUAGCUGCAAGACCCAUCUUGGAAGAACUUUCUGGCAUCCCUGUUACAAUGGAAAUUGCUAGUGAUCUCUUGGAUCGGCAGGGACCAAUUUACAGAGAAGAUACAGCUGUAUUUGUUAGUCAAUCUGGUGAAACUGCAGAUACUUUACUUGCAUUGGAAUAUGCUUUAGAAAAUGGUGCAUUAUGUGUUGGCAUAACAAACACUGUUGGCAGUGCAAUAGCCAGGCAUACACAUUGUGGCGUUCAUAUAAAUGCUGGCUGUGAGAUUGGUGUGGCAAGUACCAAGGCAUACACAAGUCAAAUAGUAGUGAUGGCCAUGUUAGCACUAGCGAUAGGAGGUGAUACUCUUUCCAAUCAAGCAAGAAGAGAGGCUAUAAUAGAUGGUCUAUUUGACUUGCCAAACACAGUCAGAGAGGCAUUGAAGCUUGACCAGGAAAUGAAGGAUCUUGCAAAACUGUUGAUUGCUGAGCAGUCACUCCUUGUGUUUGGGAGAGGUUACAAUUAUGCAACAGCUCUGGAGGGUGCUUUGAAAGUAAAGGAAGUGGCACUAAUGCAUAGCGAAGGAAUACUUGCCGGUGAAAUGAAACACGGUCCUUUGGCUUUGGUUGAUGAAAAUCUCCCUAUAGUUGUGAUUGCCACUCGUGAUGCCUGCUUCAGCAAGCAGCAGUCUGUUAUUCAGCAACUUCAUGCCCGCAAAGGUCGCCUAAUAGUGAUGUGUUCAAAAGGAGAUGCUGCUGCUGUGUGUGCUGGGGGAUCUGGUCGAGUGAUUGAGGUUCCGCAGGUUGAGGAUUGUCUUCAACCUGUAAUUAAUAUAAUUCCCUUACAGUUGCUGGCAUAUCAUCUCACCGUAUUGAGGGGGUUCAACGUCGACCAGCCGCGGAAUCUUGCAAAGAGUGUGACAACCCAGUAGUUCUACUGACAACUUCUUGCCUCUUUUACUCUUACCUACCAUGAGAAAGUUCAGGAUCCCAACUGAAUGCAUUAGAGAUUUAUUUAUUUAUUUAUUUCCUUUUUGGCUCUGAAACCACCUCAGAUGUAUUUUGUGGUGUUUAUGCUGAGAGAUCAUACUGGAGCAUUGUAAAUUAUCAGAAAUAGGAACCCUAAUAACACCCCCCCCGACUUCUCA